This is a messenger RNA of Entamoeba invadens IP1, 441 nucleotides long. Its product is annotated as caltractin, putative. NCBI's taxonomy places the organism in Eukaryota, Evosea, Mastigamoebida, Endamoebidae. The record is from RefSeq and is a predicted model, not a curated record. The transcript has a single exon. Bases 1 to 441 code for a protein of 146 amino acids. Gene Ontology annotation, molecular function: calcium ion binding.
AUGGACGCAGGAGCAAUUUUUGAUUCGUUUGAUUCGGAUCAUUCUGGCUUUAUUGAUACGAGUGAAUUUCUGAAUGGGAUGAAGAAGUAUACUGGGUUGGGAGAUGAAUAUGAUGAGAAAUUCACAUUCAUGUUCCAAAUAGUGGAUGGAGUUGGGGCUUGGAAUGCUAAAGAUGGUAAACUGAACAAAUCCGAAUUCCAAAGGAUUUGUAAUGCAAUGCCAAAUGGCAUCACAGACAAACAUAAAAUGGUCAAUAUAAUGAUUUAUAACUUAGUCGACCAAGACCAUAACGGUUCGGUAUCAAAAGAGGAGCUGAAAAACUUCUUGAGAAUUUUAAAUCCAAACUACUCGGAUAAAGACGCAGAUAAAAUCGCAGGGCUCAUCGAUACUGAUGGAGACGGGUCUAUAUCUAAAGACGAGUUUUUGAUGAUAAUGAGAUGA